Molecule: messenger RNA, 309 nt
Organism: Brenthis ino (lesser marbled fritillary)
Lineage: Eukaryota; Metazoa; Arthropoda; Insecta; Lepidoptera; Nymphalidae
Source: the annotation of a GenBank genome assembly
AUGGGAAUCGGAUUUAAAAUUUUAGUUGGUUACCAAAAAGUAUCUUAUGAACUUUGUAAAAAUUUACCAAAUAUUGAUCAACAAGGUUUGAAGGGUAGCAAAGAACUUGACUCUAUGAAAGACGUCGAUAAUUUGGAAGAAGGUAAAUCAGAAGAGAAGGAAAGCAAUUCGAAAGACGAUGAACAUAUUGAAAAAGAAAAGGACAUAAAACUAAAUGACAGUGCAUCACGUGAUGAACCUGAUGUAAAUGAUGAAGUAGACGAAGUGAAAAAAGAAGAUGAAGAUAAAAGGAAGAAGAAAAGAAGAAAA